Messenger RNA from Serpula lacrymans var. lacrymans S7.9, 1434 nucleotides. RefSeq lists its product as uncharacterized. NCBI's taxonomy places the organism in Eukaryota, Fungi, Basidiomycota, Agaricomycetes, Boletales, Serpulaceae. Bases 1 to 1434 code for a protein of 477 amino acids. The transcript has 11 exons. The record is from RefSeq and is a predicted model, not a curated record.
AUGUACAGAUUUACUAUUUCGGCACUACAGGUCAAGAUCCUCACUCGGAUACUGGGUCAGCAACCACUGCCAACAGAGCUGAUGGAUUUUUACGCCCAACUGGUGGGUAUCCUAAGCACGCUCACUCCUGCUGACCUCUCUGCACUGCUAGACAAAGUGGCUCUAUCCUCAAUGGUUCCAUCGUCACUCUCUGACAGCCCACCUUCUGUCACCAUGCAUCAAGACCUAACAACAUCAUCCCCAGCCCACUUUGGUGAAGAGCAAACUCAAGCUGAUGAGUCCAAAUUGCAGACCAAUCAAUCUCUGCAACAAUCUCUGGCGGUGAUACGCUCACAAAGAUGCCAACCACGUCAACACCCGGCUGGAGUUGCUGUCCAGCAAUCUCUGUGGCAAGCAGUCAAUGACCCUGCUAUUAGGAUCAACUUGGCCGUCAACGCUUUCAUAGCACGGCUUGCGGUCGCACAUAAAGACUCCUCAAUGUUCAACUCAGGAGAGUGGGCACACUCUGUCAACUCCCUGUUGACCUCUGUUAAGUCCACCAAUGACUACCUGGACAAGUCUUUGGCUUCUGUUGUGGCGCACUCUUGUUGCCAAGUCCCAAAGCAAGGUAUCUCCCUGGCAAACCUUUGGAGGGAUCUCCCUCAGCCUAAGCCGUCUAAGAAACGGUUUGAGCAAUGGCAUGCUAUGGGCUGCAAGUUUGCAGCCAUAGCAGCCGGUGGAUCUAUCUAUGCCCUUGUUUUGGUUGCAGGCUUGAACUUACGGGUUCAACUUGGUGAAAUGGAUGAAACAACGCCAUGGGAGAUAGCCAAUGUCUUUAGGUGGCCAGUUGAAUCUACUAUUAGUGGACAGCUGGUGAUUAGUAGAAUCAUCCCAACUACUUCUAGCUUACGCCAAAACCUGCCACUGAACAUGAACUGCAUGUUCGCACCUGGCAUGCUCAGUUAUUAUGGCCUUCCUGCCAAUAUUGAUUGCACAAAUCUUGGGGCUUCUGAUCAAAUUUUUAAGGCUAUCCGAUUCAAUACUUUCCAACCCUUGGAUUGUCAUCUAGAUUGUUGGGGAGCUAUCUUAGGUGUAGGUACAACAUCUUCAGUACGCUUCCUGACUCCCUUAUCCGAUCUUGACAACAUCCUGCCUUGUUCUCAACCACCAUCACCAUCAUUACCACCAGUUAUCCUCCCUAAAAUGUAUCUGGUUAGCAUGACAUUCCAGAAUAUGGCUAAAGGCAAUCGCCAAUACUCUGCACCGCAGGAUCCUGGCAAUAACUACAAGUGGACCGAAUCAGAAAGAGAAAGGGCAAGUCAAGCCAUCAAGGUCACAGAUGUGGAGGACCUGAUGGCCAAGAUACAGAAACAUUAUGAUGGGGGUCGAUGCUUUGCUCAGGUUAUUUUUAAACAGCUCUAUGCCAGAAUCAAUUCGCACCACUCUCCUGCCUAA